Molecule: messenger RNA, 1715 nt
Organism: Pseudomassariella vexata
Lineage: Eukaryota; Fungi; Ascomycota; Sordariomycetes; Amphisphaeriales; Pseudomassariaceae
Exons: 6
Source: RefSeq, a predicted model, not a curated record
AUACUGUUCAGAAGUUUAUAUCGGGUGCCUCUAAGGAGUUGUCACGUACGACUCAGCCGUGGGAGGUUGAGUACCCUAUCGAGGUCCCUGCAACGAUUCAACCUCUCUUGAAAGGCUGGACGGAAGACCCUCGGAGCUUUUUUUCGGGAGGCUUGCUCACAGACGACAUCUCCUCGUUAUAUCAGUACUUGAGAUCUCUGGACUCGAAGCAGGCGACGGCUGUGUACACGUUUCGACGAAGAGUUGCUCUUGCAACUUUUGCUUGGUUGAAGGAAGCCACGCGCUGUAACAGCUUAGCUGACCACAUUGUGCAGGCUGGAAAUGUCGACGAAGUUGGGGACGAAGUAGUCAAGAAGUGCACAAUCUGGGCGAAAAAGGGAAAGCGCUACAGGGGCUAUGUGGACGACUUUGGUGGAAAUAACGGGGUCCUGUUUGCACUCGAUCCGGAUAUAUCGAGCACGUUUCGGGAACAGGAUUUACAUGUGAAAGGUGAGAAGCGCAAGGCCUUUCUCGACAAGCUGCGACGUCGUGGUGUGGUCCAGGUUGCCGAAAGUUACGAAGGAGACGCAUCGAACAUCUCGUUAUGGAAUGAUACCCUCGUGCCUACAACGCCUAGUAACUUUGUGGAACAGUCACAUGACGGCAGUGAUCGUUCCGCCCCCGCUCCAACUGCAAUUCACGCGUGUGCUCGGAGAGAACAUCACACAUCCUUAGAUCAUGAAACAACGGUGUUGUGGACAUCCCAUGGACCAGACCACGAUUUACAUGGUGGUUUAUCGCAUGUGGAGGAUGGACAGGAUACCGAGCUUAUAGGACAUGCGAACAAUUCCGAGGGGUGUUAUUCGAAUGGUCUGGCCAUUUGCCAUGGUCAGCACACUCUCCAGAGCGUGCAAGGUCGACACGGGUCUGAUGUGAGGAUUCCACUCAACGAACCCGACGACUACGAACAAGGUUACGAUGAUGCUCCCAAUAAUGGUGAUUCAGAGCUAGCUACAGUCUGUUCCUCCGAAGAUAGUAGACGUGGCUUGGAUCUUCUACCCAACGGCACCACUUGUGGUCUGUCUGAAUCUGGCAUCAUCCGGGAAGAUACAGCUGUCGGUGUGCCCAAGGAGGCCGAGAAAAGUAUAUUCAAUAACCACGACACAGGUAUUGCCAAUAGGGACCAGGAGCUCUUGAAACGCAAAUCAAAUACUGCAGACUCCCUAUCAGGACCGCCCAAAGUGGUACCUCGAAGCAGUCUGGGUGGUGAGAGUGAUAGGAUGAUUUUGGACGGACACGUGUCGAUGAGAUUACUUCAAGGCUCGACAGAGCCUUCAACUAAUGUGCCUUACAUACCUAACUCCAUCGAAUGCUUCACGAGAGAGCAGGAGUCAUUCCCUACCUCUGCAGACGGUCAGGAUGGCCAGUGGAUGAACUUGCUUGAUUUCAGCUAUUUCGAGUUUAAAACGCCAUCCAUCCUCCUCAAAGAUUACAUUGCGGAAACUUCUCAACUCAAGGUCGAUGACCUUCCCUAUGGACGACACAAAAUUCAAGGCGGGGCGUAUAUGGUUGAUCCUUUCCCUACAAUACUUGAGAAGUUAGUUCGGCAGGGAAGAAGAGAGAUAAGCUCAGAGAAACUGAAAUUCGACUCCAUGCUCAUCUAUCUAGAUACUGGUAGUGUAUGGGCUGAAGCAAAUGCUACUUUCAGUUUCGCUAUCCCCACGUUAAUAGACUAA